Molecule: messenger RNA, 4206 nt
Organism: Micromonas pusilla CCMP1545
Lineage: Eukaryota; Viridiplantae; Chlorophyta; Mamiellophyceae; Mamiellales; Mamiellaceae
Exons: 4
Coding region: 1-4206 (1401 amino acids)
Molecular function (GO): protein binding
Source: RefSeq, a predicted model, not a curated record
AUGCCGCGCCCCUCGCGCGCGAACGCGAACGCCCCACGCGCGUCGCACUACGUCGGAUACGCGGACGACGACGAGGACGUGACCGCCAUCAUGGCCAAGUUCGCGGCGAUCGAGCGCGCGGAGAAGGAGGCCGCCGCGCGCUGCGGCGGCACGCUCACGGAGGAGGAGCUCGUGAGGGCUACGGGCGCGCACGCGCCGGCGGCGAACGAGCUCGACGGCGGGGGGGGGCAGCGUCAUCAUCACCAUCAUCAGGCGCGUUCUAUACACUGGUUCCCAUACGACCGCGUCGGCGUGAGAGGAUCGAAGGUGGAGUUCGGGGACGUCGAGCUCGUCCCGGGGAACGUGAAGCCGACGGAGUUGGACGCCGCGGACGCGACGCGGACGUUCGCGCGGCUUCGCGCCGGCCGCGGCUUCGCGCCCGAGGCGCAGCGCGCGGCGCCCGCGGACGCGACGAACGACGCGAGGGAUCCGGCCGCUCGCGCCGGGACCCCGAUCGCCGCCGCCGCCGCGGACGGCGGCGGCGACGGCGGCGACGUCGCGUUGGUCGAGCUCGAGGGCGUGGACGCGUACACGCGAGAGCGCGUCCUCGAGGCGAUGACCGCGUCCGCGGAGGACGGCGGCGCCGGUCUGAGCGAGGACGACGCGGAGAAGGUGCUCGCGAAGGUGUUUCAGACGAUGCGUCUGAGAGCCGUCGCGGGGAAAGAUCCCGGGUUGCACCACGCGGCGAAGACGGUCGCGAACGUCCCGAAGCGGACGCCGCGCGACACGGAGGACCUAAACCUGCGCGACUGCGGGUGGAUGGAAGCCCCCGCGCUGGUGCUCGCGAAGCUGUGCGCGAAAGAGCCGAAGGAGAUUCGCGCGCGAAGCAAAGGCCACGGGCUGGUGUGCGUUCGCGCGGAUGGCAUUCCGAAGGGCGCGUCCUCCUUCCUCGCGCCGCCAGACUGGUCCCCAUACGACCGCGUUCGCGUGGUGAACGCCCUCUACCCCGGGUGGCGGUGGUUCGAGAAAGAGGUCGCCGCGCAGAGAGUCCGUCGCGACGUCCGCGACGACGAGGACGUCCCGGUGUUCUACAACGCCGCGGUCGAGCGCGACGUCGCGGAUCCGAAAGGGUACGACAUGCUCUUCGUCGACGGGAUGGUCAAAGGGAGUCUGCUCACGCGCGCGUCGCACUCGUGCGAACCGAACGCGGAGAUGCGCGUCCGCGUGCGCGAGGGGUCGUACGCGGUCGAGAUGGUGUCCACUUGUCACAUCGCGAGAGGCGAGGAAGUGUGCUGGGACUACAACUGUCAGACGGACAGCGAGCGGGAGAUGAAGCGCGCGAUCUGUUGUUGCGGCGCGAAGCGAUGUAGGGUGUCGUAUCUGCACUACGCCGGCGACGACGACUUCGCAUCGUAUCUUCGCGCGAGGCAGCACGUCGCGGCGACGACCGCGGCGCUGUUGCGCGCGUCGUGCACGUCAACAUCGAGGCCGCCGCCGUCGUCGUCGUCGUCGAUUACUAUGUCGGACAUUAUCCGACAGUUGUCCGACGCGGGGUUGAAGCUCGGCGACGCGUCCGACGAUACCGAGCGCGGCGUCCUGAGCGGCCUCCCGGAGUGGACGCUGCGGUUCGCCGCGAGCGCGGUAAAGUACAUCGCGGACGAGAAAGCCGCGCUGCGCGUGACGCUCGCGUCGCAGGCGCUCGUGAAGGCGGCGAAAGCGCGAGCGGCGGCGGCGAAGGAUGGAGGAGCGGGAGGGGGAGACGGAUCCGCCGCCGCCGCCGCCGCCGCGAAAGCCGCGAAAGCCGCGCACUUGGACGCGGAGUCCGAAGCCUCGGGCGUCGCCGCCGGACGCUUGCAGAGCCUCGUCGUGACUCUGGAUAAAGUGCGGCACGUGUUAUCGACCGAUGCUGCGGGAGGUACGGACCCGGUCAGGGGGAUGGCGAACGAGAAGAUGGUCGCGGACGGCGUUCGCGCCGCGCCGCCGCCGCUGAAAGCGCUCACCGCCGCGCACGCGUUGACGCACUUGAACGCCGUCAUGAAACGCGCGCUCAAGGCGGCGAAGGAAACGCUCGGCGACCGCGCGUUUAAGAAACUCGAGGACGCCGCGGGUGACGGCGGGAAGGCGUCCGCGUCGUUGAAGGACGCGCGGCGACGGCUGCGCGCGGUGGCCGCCGCCGCGUGGCGUCUGAAGGAGUCCGAAUCUGAAUCCGACGACGACGACGACGACGACGCGCACGCCGCCGCGGCCGCGACCGGGGACCUCCUCUACCUCACCUCGAUCACGCGGACGUUCUUCCGACCGUCCGCCCUCACGAUGCCGUUCACGUCGCCGUUUUGCCAGGUUGGCAGCGUCGGCGGCGGCGCGGGCGUCGUCCACCGGAUGCGAUACGGCGCGACGGCGGUGUACGCGUUUCUCGCCACGUGGCACGCGGAGUAUCUCGAGUCCGCGGAGAGCGUCGUGUGGCGUCGCGCGCAAGGCGGAGUGUGCCUGCCCAUCCCCGCGGCGCCGCUCGAGGCGCACGGCGCGAAAGGCGGCGGCGGCGGCGGCGGGGAUCGAACCGGCGGCGCGCCGCCGCAGAAGCGGAGGAAGAGCUCGCGCGACGGCGACGACGACGACGACGAGGCGCCUCCCGUCCGCGGCGCCGUCGGCGCGCAGCCGUCGUCGUUCCUCGCGACGCAGCUCACGCGCGGUGGCGGCAAGCCGUGGUGCAGAGUCGACGGGUGGAAGUACGUCGGGAUGGACGAAGACGCGGUGCUCGGGUCUCCCGUCGUGGAUGCGAUUUUGACGGGGGGGGACUCCGCGCCCGGAGCCGCCGCGCUCGCCGCGUUGACCGCCGCGAAGCGGGACGCGCUGACGGCUCACGAAAAAACGUUCGUCGUCGAGGCGUUCGAUCACGACGACGAGGUUUUCGUGCCGUGCUGGAACGAGGCCGACGUUCCGGUCGUCGUCGCGCCGGCGGUUCGCGUCCCCGCGGCGGCGGCGGCGGCGAUCGCGGCGGCGGCGCCGGCGCCGGCGCCGGCGCCGCCGGCGAAGGACGGCUUCGCCGAGCCCGAAUCGCGGGCGGCGGCGAUCAAAAACGAAAACGACGUCGCCGCGCCCGCGGAGGACUCCCCCGCGGUCGCCGCGCUCGCGAAGUCGACGUCGGAGGCGGCGGCGGAGGCCGCGAAAAACGAUUCGAAACCGCCCCCCGCGCCCGCCCCUCUCGCCGGCGACCCCGUGCCGCUCAAAGAGAACAACGUCCGGUGCGUCGUCUGCGCUCGCGUCGGCGUGGACGCGCGCGACUUCAUCCUGUGCGACGGCUGCCCCGCCGGCGGCCAUAUCGCGUGCCUCCGGAUCGACCCGCCGCCGCCGCCGCCGAACGCUUCGUGGUGCUGCCACGCGUGUCGAGGCGGGAAACUCGCGGGCAUCGCGCCUCCCGGGCGCCGCGGGUUCUUGCUCGCCGCCGCGGAGGCUGCCGCGAACGGGACGCUCGGGAGGAUGCAGAGGGGAGCGGGGAGUGGGGUUGGCGCGGGAGGCGCGCACGGCGCCGGGAUGAGCGUCUCGCUCGCGCCGGGCGCGAUCGGACCGCCGCCGCCGUCGGGCGCCAUCGCGAGGGCGAACCUCGCGCGCGGGUUCAAGGGGUUCGGCGUGGAGCUCCUCUCCAAGGGCUUUCGCAGCGCGUCCCCGCCGCCGCCGUCUGGAGGCAAAGGCGGGGACGGGGCGCUGACCGAGUCCGGCGCGAACAAGCGGUCGUUCGACGACCUCGCGGGGAUGGCGAAGAUGGACGACGACUACGGCGGCGGCGGCGGCGGCGGCCCGCCGUGCAGGCGCGUUCUCCUCACACUGGUCCCCAUACGACCUUUCCCCGUCCCUCGGACGUGCCCGCCCGCCGUCGCCGUCGACUGCGGCGGCGCGAAGGGCGAGUUCGUCAUCGCCGACGGGCUCGUGCACUGUCUCUGCUCCGGGUGCGCCGCGGGCGUCGCCGCGAAGCUGCAGGAGAGUAACGUCUUCGGGCUGCAAGCGUUUGAAUUCCACGGUGGUAAAGGCAGCGCGGGGAAGUGGAAGGCGUCGAUCAAGGCGUACCCGGACGGAUUCCCGCCGGAGAUGCUCGCGGCCGCGGGCGGGGAGGAUGAAACGGUCAAGAGGAAGCCCUUUCGGGACACGAGCGAGGGGUUAGGGCCGUGGCUCGAGCGAGAGUGCCCGGAGCAUCCGUGCCUCGCGCGGAGCCGCACCAAAGAGAACGACUGA